GGAGAAUUCCGAGGGACCGGACUUGUGCGGACGUUGCCACGGCCUCCGCCUCCUCCUCUUGCUCCUCUGGAGAAGAGCGCAUGAUGGCGGCAGCGGCCGCCCCGGCCGUGGUGGUGGAGGUGAGCCUGAGCAGCACCGCGAGUAGCAGCAGCGACACUUCCAGCACCGGCGAGGAGGAGAGGAUGAGGCGCCUCUUCCAGACCUGCGACGGCGACGGCGACGGCUUUAUCAGCAGGAAUGACUUGCUGAUGGUUUGCCGCCAACUGAACAUGGAGGAGUCUGUGGCUGAGAUCAUGCAUCAACUUGGCGCAGAUGAAAGUGGGAAGAUUUCCUUUCAGGAAUUCACACGAUGUCGCAUGCAGCUUGUGCGAGAAAUCAGGAAGGAAGAAGUGGAACUCUCUGUGAAAUCAGAUGACUCUUGCAAAAAGAAAACAUUAAGGGAUAGAAUAGCUUCCUGGCCAACAAGCAGCAAUAACAGUUUGGGUACCCUAUCAGGAGCUAGAGAAAGUUGGGAAUACGAUUCUGGAGCUAGAGACCUUCAGAGCCCUGACUUGCACUGUCGUUCAACUCUGCAGAAGUUCUUGGACUAUGGAGGCAAUGCCAUGAAUCAACAAGUUGCAAUGCAGAGACUUCUUACACAAGCUUCCAAUUUUAGUAAUUCAGUUGGAGGAAGUUACCUGGAACUUGCCAACACUCUCCACUUAGCAGCACUGGCAUCUCUGAAAGGAGACAUAGUUGAACUUAACAAACGCCUACAGCACACCGAACGUGAAAGGGAUUCGUUGGAAAAGAAAUUGGCAAAGGCACAGUGUGAACAGUCCCACCUAAUGAGAGAGCACGAAGAUGUGCAAGAGCGGACGACGCUUCGCUACGAAGAGCGGAUCACGGAGCUCCACAGCAUUAUCGCAGAACUAAAUAAGAAAAUCGACCGACUUCAAGGAACUACUAUAAGGGAAGAAGAUGAGUAUUCAGAACUGCGAUCAGAACUUAGUCAUAGUCAACAUGAGGUCAAUGAAGAUUCACACAGCUUGGAUCAAGAUCAAACUUCUGUUUCAGUCCCAGAGAACCAGUCUACUAUGGUCACAGCUGACAUGGAUACCUGUAGUGACUUGAACUCCGAACUGCAGAGAGUGCUGACGGGACUGGAGAAUGUUGUCUGUGGGAGGAAGAAGAGCAGCUGCAGUCUGUCUGUGGCAGAUGUGGACAGACACAUUGAACAGCUCACCACUGCCAGUGAACACUGUGAUUUAGCCAUUAAGACAGUCGAAGAGAUUGAAGGUGUGCUCGGGAGGGACCUGUAUCCCAACCUGGCUGAAGAGAGGUCUCGCUGGGAAAAGGAACUCGCGGGCUUGAGGGAAGAGAACGAGAGCCUUACGGCAAUGCUGUGCAGCAAGGAGGAGGAGCUAAACAGGACGAAGGCCACCAUGAAUGCCAUCCGGGAGGAACGAGACAGAUUGCGCAGAAGGGUUCGAGAACUGCAGACACGUUUACAAAGUGUCCAGGCAACUGGCCCAUCAAGUCCCGGCCGUCUUACUCCUGCCAACCGUCCCAUUAACCCUAGCACUGGAGAACUGAGCACCAGCAGCAGCAGUAAUGACAUCCCCAUUGCCAAGAUAGCUGAACGAGUAAAGCUCUCAAAGACGAGAUCGGAAUCUUCAACAUCUGACCGUCCUGUCCUGGGAUCUGAAAUCAGCAGCAUAGGGGUUUCCAGUAGUGUAGCGGAACACUUAGCCCACUCUCUCCAAGACUGUUCCAACAUCCAAGAAAUUUUCCAGACCCUCUACUCGCAUGGAUCUGCUAUCUCUGAAAGCAAAAUCCGAGAAUUUGAAGUGGAAACUGAGCGGUUAAACAGCCGCAUUGAGCAUUUAAAAUCUCAGAAUGAUUUAUUGACAAUAACUCUGGAAGAGUGCAAGAGUAAUGCGGAGAGGAUGAGCAUGCUGGUUGGAAAAUAUGAAUCCAACGCCACAGCCCUGAAGCUCGCCUUGCAAUACAGUGAACAGUGCAUUGAAGCCUAUGAGCUGCUGUUGGCAUUGGCAGAAAGUGAACAGUCCCUCAUUCUUGGGCAAUUCAGAGCUGCAGGUGUCGGGUCUGUUGGGGACCAAACAGGUGAUGAAAACAUCACUCAGAUGCUUAAAAGGGCUCAUGACUGCAGGAAGACAGCUGAGAACGCAGCCAAAGCCCUGCUGAUGAAAUUGGACGGUAGCUGCGGUGGAGCGUUUGCAGUCACCGGCUGCAGCGUGCAGCCCUGGGAGAGCCUGUCAUCCAAUAGCCACACCAGCACUACUAGUUCGACAGCAAGUAGCUGCGAUACAGACUUCACAAAGGAGGAUGAGCAAAGGCUGAAGGACUACAUUCAGCAGCUGAAGAACGACAGGGCAGCUGUCAAGCUGACCAUGUUGGAGUUGGAGAGCAUCCAUAUCGAUCCCCUCAGCUAUGAUGUCAAGCCUCGUGGAGACAGCCAAAGGCUGGAUCUAGAAAAUGCUGUACUCAUGCAGGAACUCAUGGCAAUGAAGGAGGAAAUGGCAGAGCUGAAGGCACAGCUGUACCUGCUAGAAAAAGAGAAGAAGGCUCUGGAGCUGAAGCUGAGCAGUCGGGAAGCUCAAGAACAGGCAUACCUAGUCCACAUCGAGCACCUGAAAUCGGAAGUGGAAGAACAAAAGGAGCAGAGGAUGAGGUCCCUAAGCUCAGCUAGUAGCAGCAGCAAAGACAAGUCAAGUAAGGAAUGCACAGAUGGCACCACGGCAUCUUUAACGCUAGCUGAGUUGAAACCCUACAGUGAAAGUGAACUGACUACAGAACUGGCAAAUGCACUUAGGCGAGAAAAGAAGCUGAAAGGCAGAGUGCAGGAGUUGGUGAGUGCCUUAGAAAGACUGACAAAGAGCAGUGAAAUCCGGCACCAGCAGUCUGCAGAGUUCGUCAAUGACCUGAAAAGAGCAAACAGUAACCUUGUGGCUGCCUAUGAGAAAGCAAAGAAGAAGCAUCAAAACAAGCUGAAGAAACUGGAAUCCCAAAUGAUGGCAAUGGUUGAAAGGCACGAGACCCAAGUGAGAAUGCUCAAACAAAGAAUUGCCUUGCUAGAAGAGGAGAACUCGAGGCCCCAUACCAAUGAAACGUCACUUUAAGUAGAGGGGGAAGAUUUUUAUUUUUAAUUUUGAAAAGAAUCCAUGUGCGUUGCAUAUUUGUCUCCUUGAAAGAUUCAUUUAGGUGGCGAACACACAGGAGGAUCUGGGAAAGGUGGAGGUCAGUGCCUCAAAAAGAGGAGUUAUGACUUUGGCAAUAUACAGCCAUCUGGAGGAGCCAAAAAAUUAAGUGAGGCUUUGGGUGGCUGUGCAUAUCAGACAGUGCCUGAUGGUUAACGUAUCCAUUUAUCAAGGUUCUAUGUAAUUUUUUUUAUUCACAAAAUUUCUCUUUUUCUUCCUCCAAAUUGUUACUGGCACGUACACUCUACUGCUCUUAUGCAUUUUUUGAGGGAAUGUUUAAAGGCCAUGGGACAGGUAGCUUUCCUUUGAAUGGGUAGCAAUUCUCUCCAUCCCAUCCAUCCCCUCUAGCUCCUUCUCUCCAGUAAAAAUGCUCAGACACUUCUUACUAAGGGGAGAGCCAGACAUUUAUUCAUAGUUAGCCUCUGGCCACAGAUUAAGCCCAAGCAAACAUUACCAUAGCCCUGCAAGACACAUCUAAGGAAGAAGCAUUGUGACUCGUUCCUCUCCAGGAGACUGGAGCCGACCAGCUCUGUGUGUGUGUAGCUAGUGCUGCCAAGUGAGAUUUUAAAUGGGAAGUGGUAUUUCAAAAGGAAGAGGCAAUUCAAAUGAGCUUUGAGUAUGCUGACCCAGUGCCUGACACCCUCCAUCUAGCAGGAGGGAACUAUGCCGCUUGAACCUCUUCUAGACAUACCAGCAGAAUCAAAGCAGGCAAUCCAACUGUUUUUCCGAUCCAGGUAGAGGUGGUACAGAAUUGUACAUCCCUCC
Molecule: messenger RNA, 3965 nt
Organism: Lacerta agilis (Sand lizard)
Lineage: Eukaryota; Metazoa; Chordata; Lepidosauria; Squamata; Lacertidae
Gene: MCC
Product: MCC regulator of WNT signaling pathway
Exons: 19
Coding region: 81-3122 (1013 amino acids)
Biological process (GO): negative regulation of canonical Wnt signaling pathway
Cellular component (GO): cytoplasm
Molecular function (GO): calcium ion binding
Source: RefSeq, a predicted model, not a curated record